This is a messenger RNA of Carya illinoinensis, 572 nucleotides long. RefSeq names its product protein RALF-like 33. The coding region runs from base 48 to 434 and encodes 128 amino acids. The record is from RefSeq and is a predicted model, not a curated record. Lineage: Eukaryota; Viridiplantae; Streptophyta; Magnoliopsida; Fagales; Juglandaceae. The transcript has a single exon.
CUCAGCAUAAACACCACCUCCCCAGUCCCUACAUCUCUCUCUCGAAAAUGGAACGCGCAAACCCCUGCGGUUUUCUCGUGAUGUGUGCCAUCCUGGCCGCCCAUUUGAUACUCUGCUCAUCCUCACCCGUCGAGUCCUUUGGUGGUGGUGACCACCGCCAGCUGGGCUUCUUCCCGAUGAAAUCCGAGUGCCGCGGCUCGAUCGCCGAGUGCCUGAUGUCCGGCGGCUACGAGGAAUUGGACUCGGAGUUCGCGAUGGAUUCGGAGAGCAACCGCCGCAUUCUAGCCACGAAGCAGUACAUAAGCUACGGUGCCCUGAGGAGGAACAGUGUGCCCUGCUCUCGACGUGGCGCUUCCUACUACAAUUGCCGACCCGGAGCACAGGCCAAUCCCUACCGUCGCGGAUGCAGUGCCAUCACUCGCUGCAGACGCUAAUUUUUCUACUCUAUUUUUUUUCUUUAAUUUUUCAGUUUGACUCCCCUUUUUAGCCUUUUAUUUUCCCUUAUAUAUAUGUGUGUGGGUUUGGAUGGGAUUUGUGUAUUACUAUUACACUUAACGAAGUGAUUUGAAUAA